AUGGUUCACAAAGAUCCCGAGGGCUACACUUCGGCUUCGGACUCGGGCUCCGAGUUCGACGACCAGGACAACGACUUUGGCGACUGGAGGUCGGACGACAGCAAUCCGCCCGCCCCCACGCUAGCGCUGUUUGCGGAUGCGCAGGGCGAGCGCGCCUCGUUCAAGACGCCGCUCGAGGCGCUCGCCGACGCCAAGAAGCAGGGCUGCGACCUGGUGCAGCUCGUGGCGCGCCUGCAGCUCGACACGCUCCAGGUGAUUCGGCUCAUCAACCACAUCCGCCGCAACAAGCUUUCGGUGGAGCAGGUGAACGGCGUGCAGGCGGGCGAUGUACUGCUCUCGGACGAUGCCGAGCUCAAGCCCGUGCCCGGCUUCGAGGACGAUGGACUGCUCCAGCUCGACUUUGACCUGAUCGCUGCCGAUGCGACUGGAAGCGCAAGUGGAGUGUCCAAGGAGCAGGAGAGGAUUCGCGAGCUCGAGGAACAGCUGGCGACGGCACGUGCAGCGUUUGACGAGCUGCGCACCAUCCAUGCGUCGUCGAUGGGCAUCUCGGGAAGCGAUCUCGCCGAGUCGUCCGGGACGCGGCUGUCGGCCGACCAGCAGUCGCAGCUCGCCACGUCGGCGCUGAAGGGUGCGCGCACCAGGCGUGGCGCCAACGACGCCGAAGACGACGUGCUGUACUUUGACUCGUACUCGACCAACUCGAUCCACCAGACCAUGAUCACCGACACGGCGCGCACGCUCUCGUAUGCGCAGUUCCUGCUCAGCCCCGCCAACGCGCACCUGCUGCGCGGCAAGACGGUCAUGGACGUCGGAUGCGGUACGGGCAUCCUGUCGCUCUUUGCCGCGCGCGCGGGCGCCAAGCACGUGAUCGCCAUUGACGCCUCGGCGAUCGUCGAGCGCGCGCAGCAGAACGUCGAGGCCAACGGGUUCGGUCAUGUGGUCAAGGUGCACCGCGGCAAGCUGGAGGAUCUGGAGCAGGAGCUCAAGCCGUGGGAGGGCAAGGUGGAUGUGCUGGUGAGCGAGUGGAUGGGCUACUUUUUGCUGUACGAAAACAUGCUCCCCAGCGUGCUGGUUGCGCGCGACCGCUAUCUGAACGCGCAGACGGGCGUGCUGGCGCCCAACAGGAUGACGAUGCAUCUGGCAGCCUUCAGCAGCCCCGCGCUGCUGCAGACCAAGCUGCGAUUCUGGGACAGCGUACACGGCUUCGACAUGUCGGCCAUGACCACGGGUCUGCUCGACGAAGCGUUUGUGGACGUGCUCGAUGCCGAAGAGGUCGUCUCGGACUCGUGCAUCUUUGCAGACCUCGAUCUGCCCUCGCUGCCCGCCCGCCAGCCGGAGCCCGAAUCGGAAUUCCGCCUGACCGUGCGCAAGGACGCCGACGAAGUGCACGGCUUCAUCUCGUGGUUCGACACCUUCUUCUUCCCCACCGCCCGCGUGGCCGCGGGGGCCUCGACCGACUGCCCUGCCUUCACGCUCACCGAAAAGGAUGUGGCAGGUAUCGAGCUCAAGAAGAACGAAACCACCCCAGCCACCCAGGGCGACAGUGAGGGUCAGCUGGUCACCUUCUCCACAUCGCCCUACAGCAAGGAGACGCACUGGCAACAGACGCUGUUUGUGCUCAAGCAGCCCAUCACCAACGUGCGCGCGGGCGACACCAUCUCGGGCCGCAUCGUGGUGCGCCAGGACCAAAAGCACUCGCGCCAGCUCGAAGUAGACCUGCACUACCUCCACACCUCGCCCUCGUCAGCCGCCACGGACGGCAAGAAGAAGGUGCAACCCAUGCUGGUGCAGGCCUACAUGGUUCGCUGA
Messenger RNA from Moesziomyces aphidis, 1809 nucleotides. Lineage: Eukaryota; Fungi; Basidiomycota; Ustilaginomycetes; Ustilaginales; Ustilaginaceae. The record is from the annotation of a GenBank genome assembly.